AUGAGUAUUUCCGACUUUCGAGAAGGUGACAUAUUGUUUGUGCGCAGCGGAUACAUACAUCAAUAUGAGGUCAUAUCACCCCAGCGGAGAAAGGAGCUUCAUGAGAGCUCCUGGAAUCCCUUUGAAAAUACCAGGGUCGCUGCAGUUGCGGGCGGUACGAGAUCUUUUGAAGAAUGGCCCUGCAUGGCGCAGCAAUGGCAUCUGCAUGAGAAAUUGCUAGUACCAGGCGGAGUUGCAAGCCCUCCCAAUGCUCUUGCAUUUUUCUAG
This is a messenger RNA of Bipolaris zeicola 26-R-13, 267 nucleotides long. RefSeq lists its product as uncharacterized. Bases 1 to 267 code for a protein of 88 amino acids. The record is from RefSeq and is a predicted model, not a curated record. The transcript is spliced from 3 exons. Lineage: Eukaryota; Fungi; Ascomycota; Dothideomycetes; Pleosporales; Pleosporaceae.